Fonsecaea erecta is the source of this 2448-nucleotide messenger RNA. RefSeq lists its product as hypothetical. Gene Ontology annotation, cellular component: cytoplasm. The transcript is spliced from 2 exons. Lineage: Eukaryota; Fungi; Ascomycota; Eurotiomycetes; Chaetothyriales; Herpotrichiellaceae. The record is from RefSeq and is a predicted model, not a curated record. Bases 1 to 2448 code for a protein of 815 amino acids.
AUGGGGAAUUCCCAGACAAAGGAAGCACGUGGCCACGGCUCCUCUGGCCCACGGGUCAGUGGCAGUACAAGCCCGACGGGACGACAAGAUGGACAACAAAAUAGCUUGGAAGCUCCCCCUCGACCCGCGCACCCCCGUCAACGAAGAGGCAGCCGACCCGACUUCUCCUUCCUCGGCAUUGGUGGAGGCAGUGAUCAAGAUGCCUCUUCACUCGAGCAGCGACGCGAGACCAAGGUGGAAAGAGAAGCUCGAAAGGUGGAAAAGGAAAGAAUGGCAAGACUCAAGGAACGCGAACGCAGCAUGAGAGAAGAGCACGUCGAUGGGGGAUAUCUGGUGACUCAAGGUGUCUAUGUGGGGACGGAAGACUUUAACAAAGCAAUUGUCAGACAAUUCAUGAUUGAGAGACGACUGGCUCCAUUCUGGAGAGGACUGAACGAUUUCUCGGAUUCGUGGGCUGAACAUCAACUCAUGGCCGCCGCCCGAGGCUUGCCCAUUCCACCACCGGAUGAAGUGCCUCCGGAACUCGAAUACCAGCUCGCGAAAAGGGUAACUAUGGACAGGAGCAAAGAAUCUGCACUCAAAAGCCUGACGAUCCCAAUCGGAGGAAGGUCGCAGUCCUUUCAGUCAGAUAGCUCCGCGCCCCUGUCGCCGCCUCCCAAUUCCUUACCGCUUCCUUCACCCUCUUCACCGCCGCCCACCGGCUCACCAGGGACGAGCACCUUUCGGACUCGUGCCAAGACACUGGCGUCUUUGGCGACCUCCUCUCGGGGCAAUUCCCAGGUAGAUAUGACCCCAAGAGAAUUCCAGCUGCCGCCAGAUCCUUUCGUCAAUGGACAGCCCAUCGAAGUCUACCUCUACAAGGACGCAUCAGAGUGUCCAAUCUGUUUCCUAUACUAUCCGCCCUAUCUUAACACAACCAGGUGCUGCGAGCAGCCUAUCUGUUCAGAAUGUUUCGUUCAAAUCAAGCGGCCCGAUCCCCACCCUCCGGAACACGAACAACCGGAUCCCAAUGCGCCACCAGUCUCAGACGCUGAGCGUGAAGCGCAGGCCGAUGGUCUGCUUGUUUCUGAGAUUGCAACCUGCCCGUAUUGUAAAACCCCUGAUUUUGGUAUCACCUACACGCCACCUCCAUUCCGUAGAGGGCUCACUUAUGGCACGGGAUCUCAGCCAUAUCAGGUCAUGUCAGCCAUGUCCUCUCAAACCUCCAUUUCCUCUGGAAACCUCUCUCCAGGGCCGGGCCGGAGGCGUGGCACUUCUUUGUCGGCCAAUGCCCCGGAAGUCAUCACCACAGACAAGAUACGCCCUGAUUGGGCGACCAAGCUGGCAGCUGCUCGGGCCCAUGCUGCCCGACGGUCUGCAGCAGCUACGGCGUUACAUACAGCUGCAUAUCUGAUGAAUGGGCAGAAUGCCGACUCACGAGCCUUCGCAGCAUUUAGCCGGCGCGGGAUGUUGAGACGAUCCACCCUCGAAGGUGGAGAGAAUGGUCCGAGUUCGAACCUGAGUGCGCUGGCAAUGCUGGCGGAGAGGCAUGCAGCGCGGCAACAAGAGGCUGCUGGAGAGACCCGCGCAAACCCCUUGUUGCCUCCCCCACGUGGCAGCAGUUCCCGACGAAGUCGCAUGGACGACCUAGAAGACAUGAUGAUGAUGGAGGCCAUCCGCCUGAGUCUAGCAUCUGAAGAAGAACGCAGGAAAAAAGAGGAAAAGGAAGCUCGAAAGGAAGCAAAGAAGAAAGAAAAGGAAACCAAGAAGGCCGAGAAAGCAGCGCGGAAGAACAGUCUCUUCACAGUCAAUUCAAACGGUAGCACUGGGGACGCAUCCAGCAGUCAGAUGGAAAGGUCCCGAAGCAAUCUUUCCCUCGGCCAGGAUGACGACUCUACGACCAGCAAGGGCAAGGGAGUAGAACGGAGUGAUACCCCUCCCACAGGAGGAGCUAAGGUGGAGGACGACGCUCCGCGACCAUCAUAUAUUCCGGCUUUGUCGCUGUCGUUGUCUGGGACCAGUCAAGAGUCUUUGGCGAGUUCCAUACCCAUCCCUACUGCGGCCGAACCAUUCCGAAGAUCUCAUCUCCGGCAAAUGUCUACUGCCUCAUCCGCUUCGUCUUCAUUUGUCGAGCCAGGUCCUGCAGCCUCAUUUUCGGGUUCCGGUACUCCUCCGCCGGGAAGUCUCGAGCCUAUGUUCAAUUUCCGAAGCCUGGCUGCAAUGAUCGGGGAAGAUGAGAAGGACAACGACAGUGCUCAUGUCGAAAAUGCUCCGAGAGACCAGUCGCCAAAGUUUCGCGAGGACGCCCGAGAAAAGAGUCCCUCGAAAGUUGGAGAGGGCUGGGAUCAUGACGACCUGGAUCUCGCUGCAUCUUCGGAUUCAUCUCCUAUGAGGGAGAGCGAUGCAGACCCGGUGGUGACCAACGGGAAGCCCAUCGUUGAACCAUCAACCGGUGUGUCGCAUGUUUGA